This is a messenger RNA of Brienomyrus brachyistius, 3772 nucleotides long. RefSeq names its product membrane-spanning 4-domains subfamily A member 4D-like. Gene Ontology annotation, cellular component: membrane. Bases 892 to 1719 code for a protein of 275 amino acids. NCBI's taxonomy places the organism in Eukaryota, Metazoa, Chordata, Actinopteri, Osteoglossiformes, Mormyridae. The transcript is spliced from 8 exons. The record is from RefSeq and is a predicted model, not a curated record.
AGAAUGUUAAUUGAAUUUACCUGAUACUUAGGAAUAUGGAAUAAUUCUGUGUAUUAGUUUUGAUUACAGGAUAGCUGUCACCUGAAAGACACAGGAAAUGAUGCAUAGCUUUUGGGUCGACAUCAUCCCUACAACUUGUAGCCUGGGAGAAGAGGGAGGGGCGGCAGUGUUCUUAUAAAGAUUGGGGGGAAAUAAUGGGUCUUCAUGAAUCCCUUGAUCUUGCGAUUGUUUAGAUUUAGUUUUAAUUUCAUGUAAUAUUUGAUAAAAUGAUGUAUCUAGCUGAAUACCGGUCAGUUAGAGGGCCAUUAAAAAGUUGAAACGAACUCCAAUCAGACAGAACAGCAGUCGAACCCACAGCGCCGCCACUCGGUAUAAAUGCAGCCCUUAAAAUCUUCAGUGCGGUUGAUUUGAGCCACCGCGCAUGUUCAGGCAGGCUUUUUAAAACAGGGAUUUUGGGUGUCACGCUCGGACGGACAGACAAAACACACCGGCAGCGUCAGGCCUGGGUGAUUAUGCGGAAAGGUAAGGGACUCGGAGAGUCAGGGAGACUUUCCCGAAGCCAUUAACUCAGCGCUGCCGGAUGGAGAUGCUGCAGCGCUGCGGUAUCAUCGCACCCCACCCUCGCACUGCGCCACUCACAGACUGCCCAUUUAUAUAUUUAUUAAAACCUGCAGCGACAUCACGGUGAGCUUAGCGGACUGGCCUUAUCUCCGUCCCCCGUUUUAAUCGAGAAAAGCACCUGAUUCCCUAUAUAGUGCAGUCAGAGAAAGCACUUUGUGUCUUAGCAACAAACCUUUCUACCUCCCUUAUUGCCAUUUGCCUCAUCGUAAACUACACAGCUUUUCUCUAUUAGUUAUUUAUAAAUACAGUUGCGACACCCUCAACAGGAACAUGGGCAUCGAUUCCGAGGAACCGACACCUCUGGGCCCGUCCCUCAGCAAGGGGCAGGUGGAAGCAUUCCAGAGGGCGGAACCCAAGACUCUUGGGGCCAUCCAGAUCAUCAUUGCAGUGCUGACCCUGUGCCUGAGUGUGACUCUGCUUCAGCAGGAGAUUCAUUUCACGGGGGAUGUGAAAGUUUUGUGUGUUGUUGUUGGACAGCUCAUCCUGUCUGGAUCGGUGCUGGUGCAUGCUGGGAGGAGGCCGUCUGUGUUCUGGUUGAAAUCCAUUCUGGUGCUGCACCUAGUAAGUGCUGCCUUCGCCACCGCAGCCCUGGGGCUCCUGUCCAAGCACCUGCCCUACCGACAGGACGCCUACCACUGUGAGCACUGCUACCGGCUGCAGAACGCUGCUGUGAUGCUGAUCGACGGGAUCACGGGCACGUUGGUCCUGUUCCUGGUGCUGGAGCUGGUGAUCUGCAUUGUAGCCAUGCUGUUCGGGCUCAACGCCCUGGCUAACGGCAGUUUCCAGCUGGCCGUUACUAGCCUGACAGCACCUACACAUCAGAGUCCUGCUAUUACUGCCUCCGCCGCUGCCCCCGCCGCUGCCUCAGCCGCCGCUGCCUCCGCCGCCGCUGCUGCCUCCGCCGCUGCCUCCGCCACUGCCUCCGCCGCUAUCCCCAUCCCGGAUCCCAUGGAGGCCAUCGUGGAAGACCCCGCAGUCCCCGAUGAGCCCCAGGUGAUUGUCUCCAGUCCAAAAACACAAACGCCCGAGACUCCCUCUAUAACAAUCGACGAGCCUCAGGUGGCACCAGCUGAAAUGGACAGCGAAACUGAGUCUUAGGAGAGUCCAGUCCAGCCCGCCUUCCUUCCUGCCGGCGUAGUCUGAAGGGACGGGGGCUAGGGGGGCGGGGCAACUGAUGCCAAAAUGUGCACGGGAUUUGCUGAUAUCUCCGAAAUCCAAAAGGGAGGUAGUGUUCAUUUGACAAAAUUGAAAAAGCUGCUAUCAAUUUAUCUCGAGGGAUUUCAAUAAGAAUUGGGUGUGACCACAUUCCCAUCCAAAAAUGGUAAUAGAUUUGAAUAUAAACAGGAUUGGUUAACUCAGGCUGUCACCCGCACUAUAUGAUAUGUGUUUCUGCUGAACGUUUUCCUUUUACAUCGGUUGCUUUAAUACCAAAGGACAGCAGUUCGUACAAGCAGAUCAUUGUGCUUUGGAUACAACCAUUUUUACAUCCAUCCAUCCAUACAUCCAUCCAUCCAUCCAUCCAUACAUCCAUCCAUCCAUACAUCCAUCCAUCCAUCCAUCCAUCCAUCCAUCCAUCCAUACAUCUAUCCAUUUUCCAUACACUUGUAAUACUGGCGUAAGGAAGAAAAAAAAAACACAAAUUAUUUUGCCAAUUCACUUCACCAGUGCACAAGUGAUUUCACCUCAUCGCUGUAAGAAGGAAAUUCAUUUAUAUCGUCAUUCUGACUGUGUUGUUAUAUUCUUUGUCAUUCUGAUCUUUAGUACCAGACAAAAGUUUGAGUACACUUGCUGAAAAAUAGGGUUUUUUUUCAUAAUGGACAAUGUUUCAUAGCAAAUAUUUUUUGUAAUUUUGUGGAAAUGCGUUAUAGUAUAUAUAUGAAAAAUAUGAGUAAGAAAGCAGUAUUCAAUAAAACUGAAAAUUCCCACCAAAUCUUGGAUUCAGCAAAAAAUGACUUUUUGCCUCGAUAAGAUGAGAUGAGAUGAAGAGAUGAUGAGAUUGAGAUUGAGAUGAGAUUGAGAUUGAGAUUGAGAUGAGAUGAGAUGAGAUGAGAUGAGAUGAGAUGAGAUGAGAUGAGAUGAGAUGAUGAGAUACAUCCGGUGUUCAGGUCUUCCCAGUAUUUCUGCAGCAAUUCCCCGAUUGGCUUUUUUGCCUUGACUCUUGUAUCCAGUUCUUCCCACACAAGGUCUCUGGCCUUGAGGUCCCGAGGCUGGUCAGGUCAGGUCAUUCCUUUGAGGUGCCCUUCGCUUCCCUUCAUCGCCAGGCAGUUCCUGCCCAAUUAUAAGCUGUGAUCUGGCUCGCUAUCUUGCUGCAGCUUGGCAGACUGCCCACUAAGCCAGAUGGCAUGAUGUACCAGUGAGGUGAGCUACGACAAACCAACCCAGGCAGUAAAAUAACCCCAGACAGCGACACUGCCGCCUCCAGUGGGAAUCACACACUCUGAGAUUAUCCUCUCAUCCUCUCUGUGUUAUACAAACACACUGCAGUUGGACCCGGAUCUUUCCAUUGUUGGCUCAUCAGUCCAUAAGGCCAAUUCCAUUCCUCUGACGACCACUGUCUGGAUAAUUAUCUAAAAUACAAGCAUAUGUACUCAAGCUUUUGACUGGCAUCAUAUCUCCAAACAUAACCACACAAUACGCAAAUUUAUGUUUCAUAUUUUUUAUAAAACGAGGACUCCGUACCUUUAUUGAGUUUAUGUACGUAGACACAGAGUGUGUCAUUUAUAUGUGGUUUCUAUCGCUCAACAGUAUUUCCACUGCAAAGUUAACUCUGUUUGUACUGAACCCAAUGUCCUUCCUUGUUUAAUUUGUUGCAUUGACAGAAACUGAAACUAGCUUGUCAGUGCUCUAAACUCAGCAUAAGAGGCUUAUGGAAAAUGUCUCUGUGUUUCGGAAACUUUUAUAAUAUUACUUUCAAUCAUUAUUAUUUUUGUGUCACUUGACUUCUGCAUUCACCUGGUAUGUUCCUGCCCUGCUUUAGGUUCCUGUGUGUGGAUUAACUUGAAUUGUGACGUGAUAUAGCACUAUAGAGAAAAGAAAAACUGUUUUAAAAGUUAACUGAUGCAGUGUUUGGGCAAAUUGUUAGUGUGAUUGUCUUAUUUACACGUGUGACUUGCACAUUCCAAUAAAUUGGUUACUGAAAGGACAGAAAACA